Messenger RNA from Fulmarus glacialis (Northern fulmar), 232 nucleotides. RefSeq names its product neuroendocrine protein 7B2-like. Gene Ontology annotation, cellular component: secretory granule. Gene Ontology annotation, molecular function: enzyme regulator activity. Lineage: Eukaryota; Metazoa; Chordata; Aves; Procellariiformes; Procellariidae. The transcript has a single exon. The annotation marks the transcript as partial. Gene Ontology annotation, biological process: regulation of hormone secretion; neuropeptide signaling pathway. The record is from RefSeq and is a predicted model, not a curated record.
AUGAAAAUGGCUACCAGAAUGACAACUACCUUGCUUUGUAACAUGAUAUUUCUGCUGGCAUUUGGAUUGGCUUCAGCUUUUAGCCACAGCCCCAGGACCCCUGACAGGGUUUCUGAAGCAGAUAUUCAGAGGCUCCUCCAUGGGGUUAUGGAGCAACUGGGCAUUGCCAGACCCCGGGUAGAAUAUCCAGCGCACCAGGCUAUGAAUCUGGUUGGUCCACAGAGCAUCGAAG